Messenger RNA from Bipolaris victoriae FI3, 150 nucleotides. RefSeq lists its product as hypothetical. NCBI's taxonomy places the organism in Eukaryota, Fungi, Ascomycota, Dothideomycetes, Pleosporales, Pleosporaceae. The annotation marks the transcript as partial. The record is from RefSeq and is a predicted model, not a curated record. The transcript has a single exon.
AAUCAAUGCACGCUCGCUGGUACUUGGCUAUGCAAAUGCUACCUUGUACGCCGAAACAGAGGGCCAAGAGAGAUGGAUAACAGAAGCCAGAAAGUACUCGCAUGUAGAAAGACCAACUUGACCGCAAGAAAUAACACACUGGAGCACUGA